Pseudomyrmex gracilis is the source of this 3717-nucleotide messenger RNA. It is a transcript of the gene Sidpn, whose product is annotated as transcription factor HES-1. Bases 1084 to 2487 code for a protein of 467 amino acids. Gene Ontology annotation, cellular component: nucleus. Lineage: Eukaryota; Metazoa; Arthropoda; Insecta; Hymenoptera; Formicidae. Gene Ontology annotation, molecular function: protein dimerization activity; DNA-binding transcription factor activity, RNA polymerase II-specific; RNA polymerase II cis-regulatory region sequence-specific DNA binding. Gene Ontology annotation, biological process: regulation of neurogenesis; anterior/posterior pattern specification; regulation of transcription by RNA polymerase II. The transcript is spliced from 3 exons. The record is from RefSeq and is a predicted model, not a curated record.
CGCGCGAGCACAACGCGGACGCUCCCGCAGCCAGGUUGCACGCGCUGCAUGUUUUCGUUUGUUGUCGCGCCAAGUGGCGGAUCGAGGCUGAUCUCUCUCUGCGUGCUUUUUGCCGCGCACGUUAAGACUCAUCCGUUAUACGCCCGGAUUCAACGUACGUGAAAUACAAUUCAUGCUCGACGCACAUGUCGAAAUUCUGUGUGCAUUGUUGAUAUAGAAAAAAAAAAAAACAGUUUUUUUUUUUUUACGUAUGUAGAAACAGUCGAAUAACAACAAACUUGUUCGACCUUUGACUGUUGCGAAUCGCUGUUUUAAACGGCGCGCUGUCAGAGAUUGUGAACGCGCGCGAGAUCGCGCGACACGUCAGUCGGGGGGUACUUCUUCUGUGAGGUGGAGUGCGUUCCGAUCUCUCUCUCUCGUGCACAGACUUCCGCAACCUCGUGGGACAAUUCUUUUCGUAGCGAGUGUGAAAUUAUCUCCAGGAUUUAUCUCAGCAAACACGGAAGCCAUCGACGCGGCCGCGGUCCGUGCCGCGUGUGACAAGUGGUUGACGACGCAUGGUUAAACCACGUGGCGGCGGUGUGUGCGCCGCUGUGCAAAACCCGCCUGGAGGAACGUGAACUUUCGUUGAGACUUUCUCUCCGUUUGAACUCGGCGAGCGCGGGACAAUUUACGCGCAUAUUAACGACGUGCCGAGCGAGUGACAGCUGAUUGAUCUCGGUGUCGCGUUCUGCGAGUGAAUGCACUUUGCAGCUGCGCGACGCGAUAAGACGCGAUCUCUGACGUUUCGGUACGUUUCCUCGAUUGGGAUCCCAAGCGGUGAUCGAGUUUGUCUCGAGACUUUUCGCCGACUCUAUCAAUCUCUCGAGAGCAUCACUCGGGGGCAUGGUGCGAUUAGAUCGCCGUACAUCAUCGCCAGUGCCAAUAUAAACAUAAUCCGCACGAAAGAAGAAAGGUGGUGGGUCGGUGGUAAUCUGGUCGCAGGUCGCCGCGAGAUGCUGAGAGCCUCAGCCGCUCAGUCGUCCAGCCAAUCACGUAGGGUGCUGCGAUUCGAGCCGACGAGGGCCGUCGCGGCCUGCUAAGAUGACCGCGCGUCUACACUCGCUUAGGCACCAGGAGAAGAAAUCAGCCGGCAGCAGCAGCCACAGACAGCAUCACCAGCAUCAGCAGGCCGUGCAUCAGGGUCCGAGCCCGGCACCGAGCCCAAGUCCCAGUCUCAGCCCGAGCCCGAAACACUCGGACGGACGAAGAGCUAACAAACCACUAAUGGAAAAGCGACGGCGAGCGAGGAUCAACCAGUCUUUGGCGGCGCUGAAGGCGCUCAUCCUUGACAGCGCCCGCCUGGAGAACACCAAACACAGCAAACUCGAGAAAGCUGAUAUCUUGGAGCUUACGGUCAGGCACCUGCAGCGACAGAGAUCGCUCGCUCAGCCCGGCCUGUCCAGGUACAAAGCCGGAUACCAGGACUGCUCGAGAGAGGUAAGUCGAUAUCUUGAUGCGCCGGAUAUUAUCACGGGCAACACCACGCCAAUGGAUCCCGCGGUGAAGCAGCGGUUGCUGCGUCAUUUGGACAGCUGCGUGUCGGAGCUGGAUCUGGACUUAGGCUCGCGACCCGACAGCGGUCUGGGCAGCAGCCCGGGCAGCGUAACGGACCGCGUGGCGGGGACGACGAGUCCGGGCCCAUUAGAUCACCACGUGCCGGUCGGACCGCAUUGCAGUGCCGCGCUCACGCCGGCCGGCUUGAUCAAGUCCGAAAUCCCGGAGAUGGUAGAAGCGGCCCGACCCGACAGUAGCACCACUGCCGGCGACGAGAACAACAAUAGCAGCCGGCCAACUUCCGCCUUCAGCCAGGUGAACCCUGCGGGAUUGGAUCCGCAUCAUCCGCAUCAUCCAGCGGGUUUACCGGUCGAUCAAGCCUCUACGUCGCAGCAGAAUCCCAACAUGCUCUCGGUGGUGCAAGUGAUACCUUCUCGAUUACCGGACGGUCAGGUAGUCUUCCUGUUGCCAAGUCACUACGUGCAAUUGGCGGCGGCAGCCGCGGCAAACGGCAUCAGCAUCGGGCCCAAUCCACCCACCGCGAUAUGGGCGGCGACCAACAUGUCGUUGCUCAAGGCCACCGACAAGCUGGCGAAGCGACCGCACGAGGACAUCGGCCAAGAGUGGCAAGAUCCUACUGGCGGUCUCAAACCCAGCAAGAGCCCGAGGAUGGAGCAGCCGGAACAGCCACUCGACUUCACCACUACGUCAAAGAAGAUGAAGACCGCAAACACGAGAAACUCGACGCAUUCUGGCGCUGUUGAUCACCAUCACUUGCGGCAACAGCAGCAGACCUCGUCCCGUUUGCCAGCCGAAGUCGGUGGGCCCAUCGUCCAGGAGGACAGACCCUCUAGUCACGCGGGCAGCGAGAUUGCCGUUGGCCUGCCGUCUCCGUCGCCCGUCGGCCAGCAACCCGUCAAGGAUGAAGAGGGCAUGUGGAGACCGUGGUAAAGAGUCGUCCAUUCGCGCGAGGGUUCUUUGUCUUUGUAAAUAAAAGUAUAUCUUAUUUGACGCGCGCGAAACCGGAAAGUCGCGCCGAUACGCGGCUACGAUUGUCGUCCACUGUGAAAAAUUUCUUUAACCGAGUGAAGUUAUCUAUGUAUUUUGAUUUUGAUAUUUUUCUGGACGGAUAAUUGGAGUUCCAGAGUCACACAAAAAGUUGAAAUUAAAAGUCAAUUUUGAUGUUUUUUUUUCUAAAUAAGUGGCGCAGUUUGAGGAAAAAAGUUGUUUAUUUUUAAACAACUUUUAUCAGAUAUCCAGUGUUGCGGCACUUUUACAUUAUGAUUUUCGAAAGAAAUGCGGUCAAAACAAUUAUCGCGAGAUUUGUUUGUUUUAUAUACAAGAAGGUGGCAAUGACAAAUUUACGGUAACAUAUAAUGCUCGCUGAAACUGCGCUGAACCGGCGAAUUUUCAUAGAAAAAGGAUAUUUAUACGAACGCCGUUAAUGUAUAUUAUCGGGAGACACGCUAAUUUUCCAAGCGAGUCAGAAAAUUAUCUAUCUCGCGUAUCUGCGAAGUUUCAUCGAGAGCACACGCCAGUGAUAAUUUUGUGUCUCCGGUCGUGAUUUUCGUUCCCGGGGCGAUAAACCGAGAAAAUCGCGGUUGACUUUUUCCCGUUUGCGCAUACCGCUUUGCUCCGCGUGGAAACCAGUACACGGAAAAGGCGUAUGCACAUUCUCGCCUAAUAACGCCCGUGCGCAUGACGUCAGCGUGCUUCGCGCCGUUUCUUGCGACGACGGUGCUAAUGAAGCCUUUAAUUUGCAUCGCGCUCAAAAGUGCCGCAGCCACUAAAUUCGCUUCAGCGCCCGUUGCUAUUUUCGCGUAAACGCCGUUCGAAUAAUUUAAGCGCGUUUGUUUUGUCGCGACAGAAUUUUCGCAUCGAUAACGUCACUGUCGGCGGCGGAUAUGUCGCGCAGUGACGAGAAUAAAAUAACAAAGAAGGAAAAAAGCAUAGCCGCGGUACGCAAUGGAGAAACAUUUGGCAAAUUGGCACGAUUUAAAUUGGCUCGAUUUAAAUUUGCUUUCACGUCGGAGUGACGGAACGAACGCAAAAGAAUCGAGAACACAUAUAAGUGGCGACGCGAACGUUUCGACGAGCGAACAUUUCGCGCGAGUUCGAAUGCCAAAGUAGAGCGAGUGCGAAACAGAGAGUUGUAAAAAGAAAAAAAAAAAAAAAAAAAAA